GAUACUAGUGCGACACAUCGAACGAGAGAUACUUUUUCGUGCUAUUCUGUGCUAUUCACUGUAAUUCAAGUGCGACUUGAUUGCGAAUCAAAGCGACUUUUAAAUCAUCAUCGAAUCGUUUGCUAUUACUCUAUACGUUUUUCGUUUAACAUCUAUUCUUAUUAAUUGUGCGUGAACGAGACCUACGAAAUAUUGGUGAAAUAUAAAAUGGUCGGAAAGACUGCGAUCGGUAUUGACCUGGGCACCACCUAUUCUUGUGUGGGCGUCUGGCAACACGGAAAAGUAGAGGUAAUCGCUAACGAUCAAGGAAACAGAACCACACCGAGUUAUGUGGCUUUCACCGACACGGAACGGUUGAUCGGGGACGGAGCCAAGAACCAGGUGGCGAUGAACCCGGUGAACACCGUGUUCGACGCCAAACGUUUGAUCGGACGUCGGUUUGACGACGAGAAGACACAAGCGGACAUGAAACAAUGGCCGUUCAAAGUGGUAAACGACUGCGGGAAGCCCAAAAUCCAGGUGGAAUUCAAAGGCGAGCGGAAAGUGUUCGCGCCGGAAGAAAUUAGUUCGAUGGUGCUGACGAAAAUGAAGGAAACCGCGGAAGCGUACCUGGGCCGUAGCGUGACGGACGCGGUGAUCACGGUGCCGGCGUACUUUAACGAUUCGCAGAGACAGGCGACAAAGGACGCGGGCGCGAUUGCUGGGCUGAACGUGAUGCGAAUAAUCAACGAACCGACAGCCGCGGCUUUGGCGUACGGCCUGGACAAGAACCUGAAAGGAGAGAGGAACGUGUUGAUAUUCGAUCUAGGCGGUGGUACGUUCGACGUGUCCGUUCUGCAGAUCGACGAGGGUUCGAUAUUCGAAGUGAAAUCGACGGCGGGCGACACGCACUUGGGCGGCGAAGACUUCGACAACCGGCUGGUGAGUCAUCUGGCCGACGAAUUCAAGAGGAAGUUCAAAAAAGACGUGCGUAGCAAUCCGAGGGCGUUGAGACGGCUGAGGACGGCCGCCGAACGGGCCAAGAGAACGUUGUCUUCCAGUUCGGAGGCCACCAUUGAGAUCGAUGCCCUGAUGGAAGGCGUCGAUUUCUACACGCGAGUCUCCCGGGCCCGUUUCGAGGAGUUGUGCGCGGACCUGUUUAGAUCGACCCUGCAACCGGUGGAAAAGGCUUUGGCGGACGCCAAGUUGGACAAGGGAGACAUUCACGACAUUGUGCUGGUGGGCGGUUCGACGAGAAUCCCGAAGAUCCAGAGUCUGCUGCAAAACUUUUUCUGCGGCAAACCACUUAACCUGUCCAUCAACCCGGACGAAGCCGUGGCUUACGGCGCCGCGGUGCAGGCGGCCAUCCUGAGCGGCGACACGAGCUCCGCGAUCCAAGACGUGCUGCUCGUGGACGUUACGCCCCUGUCGUUGGGCAUCGAGACCGCGGGCGGAGUGAUGACGAAAAUCGUCGAGCGCAAUUCCACCAUCCCGUGCAAACAAACGCAAACGUUCACGACGUACGCGGACAACCAACCGGCCGUCACCAUUCAAGUGUUCGAAGGGGAAAGAGCAAUGACCAAGGAUAAUAAUCUGUUGGGAACAUUCGACCUCACCGGCAUACCUCCGGCGCCCAGGGGUGUGCCCAAGAUCGAGGUGACUUUCGACAUGGACGCCAAUGGAAUUUUGAACGUUUCGGCCAAGGACAACAGUUCCGGCCGCUCUAAGAACAUCGUCAUUAAGAACGACAAGGGUCGACUGUCUCAAGCCGAAAUCGAUCGUAUGCUCAGCGAGGCCGAACGGUACAAAGAAGAGGACGAACGGCAAAAGGCCAAGAUCGCGGCCAAGAACCAGUUGGAGAGCUACGUGUUCGGCGUGAAACAAGCGUUGGACGAAGCCGGUGACAAGUUGACCGAAUCUGAGAAGAACACUGGCAAACAAGAAUGCGACGCAGUCGUCCAGUGGUUAGACAACAAUCAGUUGGCAGACAAAGAAGAGUACGAGUACAAACUGAAGGAAAUACAAAAGAGUUGCUCUGCUCUCAUGAUGAAGAUACACGGCGGUGGUCAACCCGGCGGCGCUCCUCCGGGUGCUCAAGGUUUCCCGGGUUCUAGAGGAGGACCUACCGUCGAAGAAGUCGAUUAAAUUAUUUACUUACAUUCCAUCUCGUGAUAUCUGUAAAUACUGUUGUAAAGUAUAUCUUAGAUUUUUAAUUUUGAUUAUGUAAAAUGCUUACUUAACCUAUUAGAUAUAGUAUAUUCAAGUUGAGACUGAUUUUUUUUUUUAUUGUAAU
Molecule: messenger RNA, 2272 nt
Organism: Melanaphis sacchari
Lineage: Eukaryota; Metazoa; Arthropoda; Insecta; Hemiptera; Aphididae
Product: heat shock protein 70 A1-like
Exons: 1
Coding region: 208-2124 (638 amino acids)
Biological process (GO): protein refolding; cellular response to unfolded protein
Cellular component (GO): cytoplasm
Molecular function (GO): ATP hydrolysis activity; misfolded protein binding; heat shock protein binding
Source: RefSeq, a predicted model, not a curated record